UCCCGCCUAGGCCUCCCGGGUCCCCUCCCGGCCUCCUCCCUGCACUCCGGUCCUUGCGAGCGGGCACUGCUGCUCUGGACAGCGGCCGGGGAGGACGGCUCUCCAGAAGGAAAAUGCAGCUCUUGGUGUUGGUGGUCUGUUUGGUCCUUGGGACACUGCACUCCGAGGGGUCCAGAGGGAAGCGGGCAGCUGUGGAUCCUGAAGUAAACAUGAAUGUGAGUGAAAUUAUCUCUUACUGGGGAUUCCCCAGUGAGGAACACCUAGUUGAGACAGAAGAUGGCUAUAUCCUGUGCCUUCACCGAAUUCCUCAUGGGAGGAAGAACCAUGGUGACAAAGGUCCUAAACCAGCUGUCUAUCUGCAGCAUGGCUUGCUGGCAGAUUCCAGUAACUGGGUCACAAACCUUGCCAACAGCAGCCUGGGCUUCAUUCUUGCUGAUGCUGGUUUUGACGUGUGGAUGGGAAACAGCAGGGGAAACACUUGGUCUCGAAAACACAAGACGCUUUCAGUUUCUCAGGAUGAAUUCUGGGCUUUCAGUUAUGAUGAGAUGGCAAAAUAUGACCUACCAGCUUCUAUUAACUUCAUUCUGAAUAAAACUGGCCAAGAGCAAGUGUAUUAUGUGGGUCAUUCUCAAGGCACCACAAUAGGUUUCAUAGCAUUUUCACAGAUCCCCGAGCUGGCCAAAAGGAUUAAAAUGUUUUUUGCCCUGGCUCCUGUGGCUUCAGUGGCGUUCUCUACUAGCCCGCUAAUCAAAUUAGGACGAUUUCCAGAUCUUCUUCUUAAGGACUUAUUUGGGGACAAGGAAUUUCUUCCACAGAGUGCAUUGUUGAAGUGGCUGGCUACCCAUAUUUGCACUCAUGUCAUUCUGAAGGAGCUUUGUGGAAAUCUCUUUUUUGUUCUGUGUGGAUUUAAUGAGAGAAAUUUAAAUAUGUCGAGAGUGGAUGUGUAUACAACACAUUCUCCUGCCGGGACGUCUGUGCAGAACAUGUUACACUGGAGCCAGAACGUUAAACUUCAAAAGUUUCAAGCCUUUGACUGGGGAAGCAGUGCCAAGAAUUAUUUUCAUUACAACCAGAGUUACCCUCCCAUGUACAAUGUGAAAGACAUGCUUGUGCCGACUGCCGUCUGGAGUGGCGGUCAGGACUGGCUUGCGGACGUCAAUGACAUCAGUAUCUUGCUGACUGAGAUUACCAACUUGGUGUACCACAAGCGCAUUCCUGAGUGGGAGCAUCUCGACUUUAUCUGGGGCUUGGAUGCCCCUUGGCGGCUGUAUAAUGAGAUUAUUAAUCUAAUGAGGAAAUAUCCAUGAAAGCCAAUUGGGAAAUGUACCAAUGAGUCAGUGAUUCAGUCAUGUGAAAAUGUGUUUGUUUCAUUUCUGUAAAAUAUUUGUUUUCCUUUCCCAAGUCUUUUAUAUUUUUAUAUCCAAGAAAAUGAUGAUGUUGAAGAUGCCCUAUUCUCUCUAGUUAGAAUUAGAAACACCCGAGCUAUUUUUUGUUUAAUUAUGGCUGAAUAUGGAAAUAGUGUCUUAGCCAUAGUGUUGUCUCUUUAAGUUUUUUAAAACCACUGAUAUGUAAAAAGGUCAUUAUAACCAUUCUGUUUAUAUUGACUUUUUACCCACACACAGGACAAAUUAACACAUGAGCUCAGUUCUCAUGUCUUUGCCUUAAAGCGCUCUCCAGUCUAAUGGUCUUGUAUCUAGGGAUAUGAAUGACAUUUUUUCCCUGUGUUUUCAUGCAUUAUGUACAUAGUCAAAUCCAGUGCUAUCUCAGCUGUGCAUGUAAUGAAAGAUUCCAUAAUGAAUUUUGUCAAACCUAACUGUGACAGCUGCUAUUUAGCACAUGUUUAAAUUGCUCAGGCCAAGCCAAAUAAUUUUC
Propithecus coquereli (Coquerel's sifaka) is the source of this 1872-nucleotide messenger RNA. It is a transcript of the gene LIPA, whose product is annotated as lipase A, lysosomal acid, cholesterol esterase. The coding region runs from base 114 to 1307 and encodes 397 amino acids. Gene Ontology annotation, cellular component: intracellular membrane-bounded organelle. The record is from RefSeq and is a predicted model, not a curated record. Gene Ontology annotation, molecular function: sterol ester esterase activity. The transcript has 10 exons. NCBI's taxonomy places the organism in Eukaryota, Metazoa, Chordata, Mammalia, Primates, Indriidae. Gene Ontology annotation, biological process: sterol metabolic process.